Messenger RNA from Saprolegnia diclina VS20, 2528 nucleotides. RefSeq lists its product as hypothetical. The transcript has a single exon. The record is from RefSeq and is a predicted model, not a curated record. Bases 40 to 2487 code for a protein of 815 amino acids. Gene Ontology annotation, biological process: chloride transmembrane transport. Lineage: Eukaryota; Oomycota; Saprolegniomycetes; Saprolegniales; Saprolegniaceae. Gene Ontology annotation, molecular function: chloride channel activity.
UGAUUGUGGUCAUUGAAGGACUCGCUGCCAGCCGUGCACAUGGCCACGUACGGUAGCAUCCCGCUGGACGAGAUGACGCUCGAUGGCGAGCCGCUUCUCAACAAGGGCCACACGUGCGUCUCGAUCAAGGCGCAGGACGACGACUUCUUCCUCCGCGACGGCUACGGCUGGGACUACGCGAUCGUGUUCCCGAACGUGCCCGUGGACGCGCCCGCCGCCGAGGGCCUCGCGGCCAAGCUGCACGGUGCGAUGGCCAACCUUCCGAGCGUCAACCUCGGCGCGCCCAUCCACACGCACGUCUUGCCGCACCUGCAAGCGGCGCGCGAUGGCAUCACCAGUGGCAUCUCGGUCGCGCACGACACCAUCACGACAGGCAUAACGACGGGCAUUACGACCGUCCUCGACACGACCGGCAUCACCAACGUGCUCGACGCCUUCCGCACGUCCAACGAACACUUGAGCAUCGAAGACAUGUGCCAUCGCAUCCACAAGUCGGGUCUCGAGCUGCGGCUCUUCUACUCGUCCAAGGACGAGUCCAGCGACAUUGCGCCGUACAUUCUCUGCCAAGUCCGCGCGUCCUUUGCUCUCCUCAAGCACGAAGCCGACCGCAUCGACAUUUCGCGGCUCAUGGACGCGGACGCGCUGCGGGCGACGGCGCUCGCCGGGUACCCGGACGCGCACAUUGCGCCCUUCCACAUUGAAGACACGCUCGGCCAGUACAAGCUCUCGCCGUACGAGUAUAUCCACAUGACGUACACGGAGCGUCCCGACAUGCAGCAUCUCUACGCGCGCGACCCGGCGUCCGGCCACUUCUUCUCGGGCGUCGAGCGCAUCUGCCUCAUCGAGAGCAUUCUCACCAAUGCGAAUGGCGGCGGCGCGGGCCUCGACCUCGCCAAGCUCGAAGAAAGCGGCACGAUCGUCGCGUCCUUUCCGCUGCACAACACGGCGGAGAAGACGGCGCUCUACGAAGCGUGGAUCCACCGGCGCAAGAUGUUUGCGCAGCCGAUCGACCAGAUCGCGGGGUACUUUGGCCCCAAGAUUGGGCUCUACUUUGCGUUUCUCGGGCAUUAUGCGAGCUGGCUCGUCUCGGCCGGCCUUAUUGGCAGUCUCAUUUGGCUCCUCGAGGUCCUCAACAACGUCCCGCUCUACGACGGCUUCACGCUCUCGCUCGGCGCCCACUGGCUCCAAGUGCUCGUCUGCGGCUUUAGCGUCUUUAUGGUGCUCUGGUCCACGUGCAUGCUCGAGUAUUGGAAGCGCUACAACGCGCGGCUCGCGAUGCAGUGGGGUACGACCGACUACACGGAAGAAGAGCGGCCGCGCCCGCAGUUUGUCGGGACGCUCGUGCCGUCGCCGAUCACGGGCAAGCCCAUCUUGUACUUUGACCGCAAGGAGCAGCGGAAGCGCAUGCUCCAGAGCUGGCUCGUGCUGCUGCUUCUCGUGCUCGCCGUCCUCGUGCUCGUCUCGUUUACGUUCUACCUCCGGUACUACAUGGCCGUGUCGCACAAGGAGACGUUUGCGCUGGCGAUGGGCAACAAUGGCACGCGUUUCUACUAUGGCGGCACGGCCGCGUCGCUCACGAACGUGAUCCAGAUUGCGCUCAUGGCCGAGAUCUACGACCGCGUGUGCAUGCGCAUGAACGACUUUGAGAACCAUGCGACCGAGUCGGCGCACGAAGGCUCGUUCAUCCUCAAGAGCAUCAUCUUUCACUUUGUCAACAACUUUGCCGCGCUCUUUUACAUAACGUUUAUCAAGUCGAGCCUCGACGACUACUGCGAGAACGGCGACUGCCUCCAAGAGCUCCGGACGACGCUCGUCAUCAUCUUUGGGACGCAGCUCAUUGCCGGCAACAUCCAAGAAGUGCUUCUGCCGCGGGUCUUUAUUUGGCUUGCGCGCUGCCAAGCGCACACGUCGAGCAACACGCAGGUGCAUCACCCGGUCGAGCGGCAGUUCUUCCUCAACGACUAUGGCUGGCGCGGGACGUACAACGACUACCUCGAGCUCGUACUGCAGUUUGGCUUUACGGUCCUCUUUGUCGGCGCGUUCCCCGCCACACCAAUCUUUUCGUUGCUGAACAAUGUGCUCGAGAUCCGCAUUGACGCGUACCGGCUCCUCACCGACUAUCGCCGCCCGAUGCCGCGCCCGGUGGCCAACAUGGGCGCGUGGAUCACCGUGCUCGACAUUCUAGCCACGAUUGCGAUCGCGACCAACGGCUACGUCAUGGUGUAUACCUCGGGCGUCUUUGAGAGUCUCGAGGCGUACGACCGCCUCCUCUUGUUUCUGGCCUUCUUUGCGCUCAUGCUCUUUUUGCGCUAUGUCAUUUUCGCCUUCAUGGAGCGCAACUACUCGAUGGAGGUGCGCGCGCAGCUCAAGCGUCAAGCGUUCUUGAGCUCCAAGAUAUAUACGCGCGAAGCCGACGACGUUGUGCCCGAGUACGCCCACGACGCCAACUACCGUUUUGAAAUCCUCGACGGCAACCUCCUCGGCUGAGCAAUAUCGUCCUAAUACCAAAUUGCUCUUUUUUACGACGA